This is a messenger RNA of Austrofundulus limnaeus, 1305 nucleotides long. RefSeq names its product developing brain homeobox 1b (gene dbx1b). The record is from RefSeq and is a predicted model, not a curated record. NCBI's taxonomy places the organism in Eukaryota, Metazoa, Chordata, Actinopteri, Cyprinodontiformes, Rivulidae. Gene Ontology annotation, molecular function: DNA-binding transcription factor activity, RNA polymerase II-specific; DNA binding. Gene Ontology annotation, biological process: regulation of transcription by RNA polymerase II; cell differentiation in spinal cord. Bases 103 to 1065 code for a protein of 320 amino acids. The transcript has 4 exons.
AGCCUUUAGCAGCCACACACGACUGAUUCCCUCUCAGCUGACACACGGAGAAUAUUUGGACUUUUUUUGUUUGUUUUUGGCCCCUCUGACCUAAAAGCUGGGAUGAUGAUGAUCCCCGGUGUCCUCGCGCCGCCCGCCCUCUACCCGGGUCUGUACCGGCCCGCCGCGGCUCUCCCGCUGCACCAGACUCUGCCCGCCGCCUUCCAGAGCCACUCCAGCUUCCUGGUGGAGGACUUGCUCCGGAUAAGUCGCCCCGCCGCCUUCCUAAGCCGGACGCUGCAGCCGGCGAGCGGCUCCCUGGCCCCCGUCACCACGACCACCGCGUCCUUCAACGGAGCCGCCGCGGAGCGCGCACCGGCCGCCCCCGCGGCGACGCGCGACUCCUGCUCGCCCAAGACCUCCGUGCCGAGCGGCAAGGAUGCAAGUUUUCUCAAAUUCGGAGUGAGCGCCAUCCUCGCGCCAUCACCAAAGACGGCAUCCCCCCCGCCUGCAAUCCACAGCUUGCAGUCCAAGACCUUCCCUGUCCCCUGCUUUGACGGGACCUUCCACCCCUUAUUCAGAACACCUUAUUUACCAGCAUCUUCCUCCGUUGUUCCCAUCCCCGGGACUUUCUCGUGGCCACUGGCCGCCAGAGGGAAACCCCGCAGAGGGAUGCUGAGGAGGGCGGUGUUCUCCGACAUCCAGCGCAAAGCCUUGGAGAAAAUGUUCCAAAAACAGAAAUACAUCAGCAAGCCCGACAGGAAAAAACUGGCCUCGAAACUGGGCCUGAAAGACUCCCAGGUGAAAAUCUGGUUUCAGAACCGGAGGAUGAAGUGGAGGAACUCCAAGGAGCGAGAGCUGCUGUCAUCCGGCGGGUGUCGGGAACAGACGCUGCCCACCAAAGCCAACCCACACCCGGACCUGAGCGACGUGGGCAAGAAGUCCUCCGCCGAGGAGGAAGAGGAGGAGGAAGAGUUCAGAAGAGACCGGAUGAGGGCGGCAGGAUGCGGCGUUUCUUCUCCAUCUCUUUCCAGUAAGCACUCAGACUUCUCAGAGUCGGACGAAGAGGAAAUAACAGUAUCUUAAUUUAUUUGAUGAUUCAGAUUUAUUGAAUGCCGUUUUUAUCUGACUGUGACCAGAUUGUGUAAAAAAAAAAGCUGCUCCCUGACACAAGAACUCAUAAAAAGUCCCAACCUAAAAUAUAAGCAUAAAAUAAAAGUUGGUGAUGCUGGGCUGGACGGGUUCUGAUUCAGUGACACAUUUUGCUGUUUUGCACAGCUUUGCUCAAAUGUACAGUAUUUUGUACAAUUUUGUAUGGAAAUUAAA